Messenger RNA from Colletotrichum karsti, 1410 nucleotides. RefSeq names its product rab protein geranylgeranyltransferase component A. The transcript is spliced from 2 exons. NCBI's taxonomy places the organism in Eukaryota, Fungi, Ascomycota, Sordariomycetes, Glomerellales, Glomerellaceae. Gene Ontology annotation, biological process: small GTPase-mediated signal transduction; vesicle-mediated transport; protein geranylgeranylation. The record is from RefSeq and is a predicted model, not a curated record. Gene Ontology annotation, molecular function: GDP-dissociation inhibitor activity. Gene Ontology annotation, cellular component: Rab-protein geranylgeranyltransferase complex; cytoplasm; nucleus.
CUGCACCUCGAUCCCAACGAGUACUAUGGCGGCCCCGAGGCGGCUUUCAGCCUGCAGGAGAUGGAGGAAUGGGUAGCCUCCAACGCCGCCGCCGCCGAUGCCGACGACUCCGCCCGAAGCGUCUUCUCCUCGGCGAGCAUCACAAAGUCGGACAGCGGCGUCUCGUCCCCGCGGGCGUACUCCCUCGCCCUGGCGCCGCAGAUCGUGCACACCCGCUCGGCGCUGGUCACCCAGCUCGUCGACUCCCGCGCGUACCGGCAGAUCGAGUUCCUCGCCGUCGGGUCCUUCUUCAUCUACACCCCGUCAGAAGGCGGUGAUGGCGCCGCCUCGAUCGUGCCGAUCCCCUCCACCCGCGAAGCCGUCUUCUCCACGACCGCGAUACCGGCGAGGGCGAAGAGGUCGCUGAUGAAGUUCCUCAAGUUCGUCUUCGACUACGAUUCCGAGGACAACCGCGUCACGUGGACUCCUCACGCGGAUACACCGCUCGCGGAGUUCCUGGCCAAGGAGUUCAAGCUCGACGCGGCGCUGCAGACGUAUAUCGUCACCCUCACCCUCAGCCUCGACGGCAAGAUCUCCACCAGCGCCGGCCUGGCUGCCAUCCACCGCCACCUUUCGUCGAUGGGUGCCUUCGGACCGGGCUUCGCCGCCGUCUACCCCAAAUGGGGCGGUCUGUCCGAGAUCGCGCAGGUAGGCUGCCGCGCCUGUGCUGUUGGCGGGGCGGUCUACAUGCUGGGCACUGGUAUGAAAGCCACGCGCCCGCUGGAGGCCCAGGAAGAAGGCGCCAAGUUCGAGGUGGACUUGACCAGCGACGUGACGGUGAAAACCCGCACGCUGGUCCGCGGUGCCGAGGACGUCCCACAAGACGCGCAACGCGUUAGCAGGUUGACCGCGGUCAUCGACUCGCCGCUGUCAUCUCUCUUCCAAACUGCAGUCGAGGGAGCACCGACACCUGCGGUGGCAGUCGUCGCAAUUCCCGCCGACUCGCUUAAGAACGCCACCUCUCCAUCCCCCAUCUACGUCUUUGCUCACUCGAGCGAGACGGGAGAGUGCCCAACUGGUCAGAGCGUUCUCUACUUCGUCACACCAAAGUCCGCCACCUCCGGCGAAGCCUUGCAAAAGGCCCUGGACGCUCUGCUCUCUGCUCUCGGCGAAGGUGACAACCAACCGCAGGCCAUCUACAAGGUCGCGUACGAGCACGCCCGCGCGUCUACGUCGGCUUCGACGCUUGCGGAUGAGUCUCUCGUCAUGGCCAGCCUGCCGCUGGAUCUUGCUUUCAGCGACUCCGCCCUCGAGCCUGUACGGGAUACCUGGACGAAAGUCAUGGGUGUCGCGGCCGAGGAUCCCGACGUCCACUACAUGAAGUUCGAGGAUCGCGAGGGUGUCGGCGAUGAUGACGAUGUCUACGAGUAG